AUGAUCGUGCGAUCAAACAAUUCACUAGGUCAUGUUCUAUUCUGCUAUAUCUUGGCUAUCAGAAUCAACUAUCAUUUAACUGCAUUUGAAAUGUCUCCUCCGUACGACCAGCCCAUAAUCAAUGUCAUUGAAUAUGUCUACGAUUAUCAACUCGACCAAAACGACGAAGAAAUGUGGAAAUGCGCCCGCACCGUUCUCCUUGAUACAAUAGGCUGCGCCAUUGAGACAGCAGCAACAAGCAAAUCAUGCCGCAGGCUGCUUGGCCCCGUAAUCGAGAAUACAAUCGUACCGAAUGGAUUCAAAGUCCCCGGAACGAACCUGCAAGUCGACCCUCUGAAAGGGGCAUUCGACAUGGGGGUUUUGAUACGGUAUCUAGAUCACAACGAUGCACUUGGCGGUGCGGAAUGGGGACAUCCGUCUGAUAAUCUCGCCGCUAUAAUACCGGUCAUGGAUUGGCUUUCGCGUACGAGUAAAGAGGAACAGACUUCCCAGCAAGAGCUACCGAUGACGAUGCAGACACUGUUGAUUGCUCUAGUCAAGGCGUAUGAGAUACAGGGGUGUUAUCAAAUGCAGAAUGCGUUCAAUGCCUACGGGAUUGACCAUGUAGUGCUGGUCAAACUGGCGUCCGCAGCCGUUGUCUCCUGGCUACUUGGACUAACAAGAGAACAAGCCAUGGCGACAUUAUCUCAUGUCUGGAUGGAUGGUCAUCCGAGUCGAUUGUACCGAACAGGUUCGAAUACUAUAUCGAGGAAAGGGUGGGCGGCCGGUGAUGCGGCGAGGAGGGCUAUGCAAUUGGCCCUGAUGAUACAACAGGGCCAGGAUGGAUCACCGGAGGCUUUGAGCGCGCGGCCAUUUGGCUUCUGGGAAAGGACGUUUGGUGAGAAUGGGUUCAUUUUUCCUCGUGCUUUUGGGUCUUGGACUGUGCGCAAUGUCUUGAUUAAGACUAUGCCUGUGGAGGGGCAUGCGAUCUCGGCUGUUGAGGCUGCUGUUUUACAGUCCCGAUUGUAUCGACAAAGGGGAUUUGUUGAUCCUGUGGGGGAUGUCGAGAGCAUCUACUUGAGGACGACGGAAGCUGCGUCUCUGAUAAUUGACAAAAAGGGCCCACUGCGAAAUGCGGCGGAUCGAGACCAUUGCAUCCAGUACGUGGUUGCUUUGGCGUUCUUGAAAGGAAGUCCACCAGAAGCUGCAGAUUAUUUUGACGGGAGUUUCUGGGCACAAAGCGAGGAGCUGGAAGCUUUGCGGGCAAAAAUUGUGGUCCAGGCUGACUCUGGUCUUCAAAAUGACUAUUUGAAUCUUGAAAAGAAAAGCAUCGGUGCAGGGAUGACGGUCCAUCUCAAGAAUGGUCUUGAGUUGCCUGAGGUGCUUAUUGAAUAUCCAGUGGGACAUGCGCGAAACCCCGAAACACCAACUGCGGUGCAGGAGAAGUUUGUGAGAAACAUGGGGCAUCUGUUCUCUGCAGCAGAUAUCUGUCGGACACUUGAAGCAGUUCAAGAUUCAAAUAUGUUGAUCUCAGAUUUUAUGGAGCUGUUCGUCCCUUCUUCAGCCACGUCAAGACUAUAG
Messenger RNA from Penicillium brevicompactum, 1560 nucleotides. RefSeq names its product putative 2-methylcitrate dehydratase (PrpD). Gene Ontology annotation, molecular function: lyase activity. The record is from RefSeq and is a predicted model, not a curated record. NCBI's taxonomy places the organism in Eukaryota, Fungi, Ascomycota, Eurotiomycetes, Eurotiales, Aspergillaceae. Bases 1 to 1560 code for a protein of 519 amino acids. The transcript has 2 exons.